AUGUCGUCUAACGAGUGCUACCGAUGCCACAAGACUGGCCACUUCGCCAGAGAGUGUCCCGACGCCGGAAUGGGAGGCUACGGAGGAAGCCGUGGAGGAAGUGGUUACGGCGGUAUGGGCCGUAGCGGCGGUUACGAUCAACAGCGUCCUGGUGGCGGCCAACGCUUCGGAGGAGGCGGCGGCGGCAACCGAGGUUGCUACAACUGUGGCAAGGAAGGCCACAUCGCCCGCGACUGCCCCACCGCGUCGGAGGGCCGUUCAUGCUACCGCUGCCACCAGCCUGGCCACAUCUCUCGCGAUUGCACCGUUUCGGUCUAG
This is a messenger RNA of Galendromus occidentalis (western predatory mite), 318 nucleotides long. Its product is annotated as DNA-binding protein HEXBP. The coding region runs from base 1 to 318 and encodes 105 amino acids. The record is from RefSeq and is a predicted model, not a curated record. The transcript has a single exon. Gene Ontology annotation, molecular function: zinc ion binding; nucleic acid binding. Lineage: Eukaryota; Metazoa; Arthropoda; Arachnida; Mesostigmata; Phytoseiidae.